AUGUCAGAUUUUCAAGGUUCGGCAGACAUGCAAGACGGACAUAGAAAAACGCUGCAAUUGCCAGACAUUGAAGACAAAGCCGUGAAAGAAGAACAGGAAUUGACGUAUCCCCAACAACCAGAGGAGAAUCAAUUAAUGGAACUGGAAUCUCAACUAGAUCAACAAGGUCAGUUAGACCAACAAAGUUCAGCAGGCUUACAGUUGCCAGAAAACGAAAAGUCAGAACAGCAACUGAAAUUAGAUACAAUCUCCCAACACAAUGUUGGACAAGACACACAAGAUUUGCAAGAGGAGGAGAAUGCUCAAAAGCAAGAUGAACAAGAGCACAAUGAUCAGCAACCACCUGCCGCAUCGCAGUUAGAUGCACAAGAGGAGGAGAGUAACCCUAUACUAGCAGAGUUUAUGUCAGCAUGUCAGGAGGGACACUUGGACCGUGUCAAAGAACUCAUCUCCUCUGGACAAGUCCAAGCUAGUGACACGUUCAGCCUGAGAGUAACUGGCUUGCACUGGGCCGCCAUCAACAACCGCCUUUCUGUGGUGAAGUAUUUGGUUGAGAAUGAUCAUUCGAAAGCGGACCCAAAUGCUCGUGGCGGAAAUCUCGAUGCUACACCAUUGCACUGGGCAUGCCGGAACGGAUUGGUCUACGUGGUGGAUUAUCUUCUUUCUUCUACAGACGCAGAUCCCACACUCAAGGACUCGCAGAAUUAUAACGCUCUUCAUUUAGCUGUGCAUAGCUCCAACAUCACGCUAGUUGUGUAUGUGAUUUUGGUAUGCGUGUUCAACAGACCCAAAAAAAUCUAUAUCGACGAGCCGGACAGCAUCCAGUGCACACCUUUGCACUGGGCUGCGUACCAGGGUGAUAUCCUUUCGGUUAAUGCAUUGCUCCGGUACGGUGCUGAUGUCAAUAAAUGCGACAAGUCUCAAAUGACUCCCCUUCAUUGGGCAUUCAUUCGAGGCUACAAGUCAGUAUUGGCUGCGCUAUUAGAUGCGGGUGCUGAUAUUCACGUCAAAAACGACAAAGGGAAAGACUCUUUUGGUGUGGCACGCGAUAUGAACUGCGAAUCGACUUGGCUUCAGGUUCUCCGUGAAGCAGACCGAGACCCAAAGAACAAUUGGGAGCCGAGAAAACACGUUAUUUCAGCAAAAACAGGCAAGUUGGUGACAUUUUUCACGCCGUAUUAUGUUCUUCCUGUUGCAUUGAACUUGUGUUCAUUCAGCAGCGGUGGUGCUCCAGCCAAGUUUGUGUCUGUGACUGUCUUUGUGAUAAUCUCGGGAAUAGCACUUCUGAAACUUGUCGUUCCCAUGUACAUGCCACAGGAACGACUGAUGUUCAAAACGCCAAUCAUGGCUGGUCUAUUUUCAGCUACAGCUUUCUGGUGCGUUGCUGCCUGGCUUUUCUCAAUUUUACCCAUGGUGUGGAAGUCGCAGUUUCUCUCUUCCGUGGUUCUCUUGUUGUCUAUUGCUGUUUUCAGUUAUUGUUUCUUCAAAGCCAUGUUUAUCAACCCAGGAUACGUGCCUAUUCCAUCUGAUUCUUCUGCGGUCCUAGAGCAAGUUAAGGAUCUUCUUCGUAUUGGAAAAUUCGAUACCGAGAAUUUCUGUGUCAAUACAUUUAUUCGCAAACCAUUGCGCUCCAAAUUCUCCAAAGUCAGUAACCGUUUGAUUGCACGUUUCGACCAUUACUGUCCAUGGGUUUACAAUGACAUUGGGGUACGCAACCACAAACUUUUCGUCACAUAUGUAUAUUCGUUGGUACUUGCGAUUAUUCUAUUUUCUCUUCUGGCCAUGAAGUACUUCGAAAAAUACGCAGAGCUGCUAGGCUACGAAAGUGAAGAUGAGGGCUCCUCCUGUGGCAUCCUUUCGGAUGAAUUGUGUAUGGGAUACAAGCAUAACCAUUUUGUGUUUGCAUUGCUCAUGUGGGCUUUGUUUCAAUUAAUUUGGCUUGGAUUUCUUGCCAUUGUACAAACAUUUCAAAUCAUGAAGGGUCUCACCACCUGGGAAUUCAACUCCAUUAACAACACGAUCUCCAAUCCUACGCUUAACCACUCAACUGUUCCUAGAGAUUUCGAUGGCCCUAUUCCAACUGCGGGCGUCACAAAUGGUGGUCGCCAUAACCACAGGAACGGCUUUAGCACAUUGCUUAAAUUGUUCGGCUUGGAUCAAUUCAUUAUAGCAAUUAAAAUGGCUAUUCUAUCCCUUUUUAAUCGCACUACUCAUAGCCAGAACUACACUACGCUUGACAAUCUUGAUAUACCGACCGAC
Molecule: messenger RNA, 2259 nt
Organism: Clavispora lusitaniae ATCC 42720
Lineage: Eukaryota; Fungi; Ascomycota; Pichiomycetes; Serinales; Metschnikowiaceae
Gene: AKR1
Product: palmitoyltransferase
Biological process (GO): protein palmitoylation
Cellular component (GO): Golgi membrane
Molecular function (GO): palmitoyltransferase activity; protein binding
Source: RefSeq, a predicted model, not a curated record